This is a messenger RNA of Plasmodium knowlesi strain H, 6405 nucleotides long. Its product is annotated as conserved Plasmodium protein, unknown function. The coding region runs from base 1 to 6405 and encodes 2134 amino acids. The record is from RefSeq and is a predicted model, not a curated record. The transcript has a single exon. Lineage: Eukaryota; Apicomplexa; Aconoidasida; Haemosporida; Plasmodiidae.
AUGACCGUACGUAGCACCCGCAACUACCACACGAAGCCACAGGAAGAGGAGUCGGGGUCGAGGGAGGCGAAUAUCUACUGGGAACAGGUCAAUUUAUGUCCCACAAUUUCUAUCACCGAGUUGGAUCCAUGGAAGGAGGAAGAAGUUUGGACAAUGGAAGGUGGAAAUACUGAUGGGGAAGGGACAAACAGGAUAAUGGUGAGCAAGGCGAAGUCGCUUAGCUCAAGUGGGCGGAAGAAAAACGCACUGAAGAAAAUGGAGACCCCUUUUGGAAAAGAAAAAAAUGAUUCGAAAAAUAAAGGAGAAACUCGAAUGGAAAGAAAGAAGACAAGUGUAGGUUGGAAAAAAAACGGGCUUUCUACUUCGAAUGGUACACUUUUAGUUGGUACUCAUUGGGACCAUCGACUAGACCCCUGUCUAGGCGCCCGAUACGGACUGAAGAAGAAAAACCAACUUGGUAAGAACUCAGUGGAAUCCCCCAGCGUGAGAGAAACAGCCACUGCACUAGGUACACAUAACUGGAAAGAACCCCCCCUGAGCGAAUUAAAAAGAGAAUGCAAAAUGAUGAUAAUAAAAAGAUGCAAUAAAAAGAUAAAGUCUCAGAUACAAGUUAAGGAAUGCGUUAAGUAUACAAAAAAUUGUAAAGCAUCUUUCGGGAAAAGAACAAUCAGUAGAGUGGGAACUCCUCAUCCCUUUCAUUGCAAUCCUCUAAGGGGAGAGACAAAAUGGAAGAAAGGGGAACAUGAAUCUCUAUCAAGAAGUGUGCACAGGAAGAUUCCCACAGGGGGGAGAGUGAAAAAUGUCCCCCAGGUAAAAUCCCAAAGUAGGAGAAGUGUGAAAAGCGCUACGAAUAAAAGGAUAGAACCUAACAAAAUUAAACAGGUGGUGAAGAAUCCACCGAAGAGGAUGAACCACGUAGGGAGGAAGCAUGAGCAAAGGGGGGAGAUUCCCCAAAGGAUUGGCAGUGCCAAUGUUAGAAGAAACAUUACGGGGAGUGAGAAGAUGCACGUAGGAAAGAGAAGCUGCAGGAAGAAUGGCCCCCCCCUCGCUGGGAGAACAUGUUCCAUAAGGAUGGGGAGCAGGGGAGGGGGAGAGACCUCCCUCGGCUGUCUCAAGAGGGAGAAAGCGAAAGUGAAAGAAAGCGAGAGGAAAAACGUUAAAGAGGACGAGAAAGAAAAAUGGAACGACGAAAGAGGCAAAGGAGAAAGGCACUCUAGCGCCAAUGUCAGAAGUCGCAUAGACGACAAGCGCCAGGAACUUCUCUGCAGUUUUAGACAAAGACUCUCGGCGGGAAGUGCUCUCGGGGAAUUGGAGGGGAGUCGCACAGGGGGGAGGGUUCCAAGAAAGUUGGAGAGAGAGAUGAGAUGCGGCGUUAUGAACACGCACGUCUACGCUUAUGUGGGUAGCCCAUCCGGGGAGUACAAUCGGGAUGCACCUGAAAGUGAGGAGGAAGGUGAGAAGAAGGAGAGCUCGUUGCUACAUCACCCCCUUUCAAGCAACACAUAUGAAGUAAAUGAACCAUGUACCUAUGACCACGUUACGCACUGUGGAAAGGGAAGGGAAAGGAGCACUAUAAAGAUCAACACAUGGAGCAGUGAUGAAAUAAUGGUGGGGACAGUCCCAUCUUCAUCUGGUAAUUCCAUCCAGGGGAAGAGCAACUCCAUCACACGGAUCGCCUCUCCAGUGAAUGAAUCUGUGGUCAUCGGAAAGAGAAGGUCACACAGCUUGAAUGGAGAACAGGAAAGGAGGGCUGUGAACCCCCUGAUACUUACGAACGAUUUACGAAUUAAAAUAUGUUACAGUAACAACUACGUAGAUUUAAGAAGGAUGGAAAGGCUUCCCAUACAUGAGAGAGGUUCUCCGGAAAAUGAUAUAGCCAUGAAAGUGGGAAGAGAGUCAUCUAAACAGAUGACACGCAAGAUUUCCAAAUACAUGACCGAAGCGGAGCCACACAUAAAUUAUUCAGCACUGUCCUGUCAUAGUGAAGACCACUUCCUAAACAUAAGUGAUGAUCUGUUCCUCAUUUCGCAAGAUUCGGAAAAGAUGAAAAUGAAUGGCUACGUCGAGAGAAUAAAUUCGAAGGAUACUUUUGACGGAGAGCAAAGAUGUAUCUACAACAGAUUGGAGGGACAGACGACAGAAUGCCACACAUGUAUGGAAGGUAACCUUCUACCCAUUUCUCAUUUUGUAAAGGCAGACAAGGGGAAGGGAACUCAUCCAAUAGAAGAGGUAGAUGAAGAAGUUUCUCCUGUAAAAGAGUUGAUUCAUGAAUGGGAGGGGAUACAUGGAUUAGAAGGAAAUAACUACCACCAGCAGGAACGUACAAAUGAGCAGUCUACCGGGUGGUUCACCCCCGAGUUGGGACAAGAAGAAAUGGGGAGUACUUCACAGAAAAACAGUACACGCAUCUCCAAGGGGAUUAAUUUCACCAUGGGUGAUGAAAAAUUCAAAAGGGAUACACACCAAAUUGUGAAUGACAUUAACAGGAAAAAUCAUUCCUUAUGGAGAAGUGAAAAAAAUAUUGAACAACAUAGAAGGAGCGAUAAUGAAGGGGAGAGGCAGACGGACCGAAACACAGAUGACGCACACACCAGUAAAAACAAUAGGAACAGUUUAAUAGAACCCUUUUUAGACCACAGCGAGGAGGGGAAUGUUUAUAUAGAUCCAUUUAACCUGGACAAUGGAAGCAACUCCACUUCAGCAUCCCUUUGGGAGUGUCCUCGUGGAAAGUUCGUUCAAAAUUCCAACUUGAAUUAUUUGGUGAGAGAAGAGAGGUACUUAGACAACAUGGUGCAGGUGGAGGAAAAAUUCAGUGAGGUCUUAGUAGUACCCCCCGUUGAACCGGAAGGAAGGAUUAGCAAUAAGUGUUGUAGAAACACGAAUGAUACCAUCGCUAUGAGUGUUGGAAGAAACAGAAAUGAAGAGUCGAUCAAAUUUGGAGGAGUCUCCCAAGUGAAAGGAACAACAUCAGAGAAGCUAAGAAAAAACUUCCAGGUGGAUUAUCCUUGUGGUGGAAUGUCCAUGGAAGGGGAGGAAACUUCUCCUGUGGUUAGUCGUGGGGAGAAAAGGGGCAUCACCAACAAGAACCCUAACAAGAACCCUAACAAGAGCUCCAACAAGAAUCCAAACAACAGUCGUUUUGAACAACAAUUAAAAUGCAAGAACAACUUCCCAUUUGAAGCGAAGCGGAGAGACAAAACUGUGAAGAAGAAAGGUAGUGGUCAUCCCCGUCUUCACACAGAUGGUCCCAUCAUCGGUGCAGGUGUGAAGGACUCCGCUUCGAAGAGGAUUGGCACAAAGUCGAUCGACGGAGCUCAGAAUGACAAUCCUGGAGAACAUUCCACAAGGGCGAAGGAAGAGAGAAAAAAAAAACAAAAAAACAAAAACCAAAAAUCCAAAAAAGAAAGAAAAAAAGAAGAAGAAAAGGAAAAGGAAAAAAUAAGGAUAGUAAAGAAAAAAAAAAUUUCGGAACAGAAGAAAUGUAGCCAAUCAGCAAAACCGCCUCAGCAUUGUGAGAAAAUUGCUCCAACCAAAAAUCAGGGGAUGGAGAACACACACCCAUUAGACGCGUCCACAGUAGAAACGAAUCGUACCAGUAGAAAGGUGAUUCCCCAUGUGGGUAAUAACAAUGAAGAGGAAAGAUAUCAGCGUGAAAAAAAAAGAGACGACGGAAGAGGCGCACCGAGAGGGAGUGGUCACCCAUCCAAAAGUUCCACCUCCUUAGUGAAUCACAAAGGUAAGACAAUGUGGAUUGAAAAAGACAAGAAAAAAAAGGUGAAGAGAAAUAACUACCAAAUGCACCAUGAUAAGGGGAAUAUAAAAAAUGUGGAAAAAAAAAAAAAAAUCCCUUCAUAUGCUGUGUUGCAAAUGCUAAUUAGGAAGAAAACAAAAAAGGCACUUACAAACACCGACAGGGGGAGAAAAGCUGUGAACAGGUCAACGUGCAAUAUACACAAGUGUGAUGUGGUGGGGGAUGUGAUACAAGAAUGUAUCUUUUCUCCGGAAAGAAGUAAUGCAAAUUUUAAGGUUCGAAGCGGGUGCAGUGUCGCACUUUGUGGAGGCGUCCCGGUGGGAAAAAACAAAAAAAAAGGGAAAACCCAGAAAGGAACUAAAGGGGUUAAAGGGGUUAAAUAUGUUAGCAGUGGGAAAAGAGAUGAUCUGCGGAAGAUGAAGAAAGAAAAGAGGGAUAGGAUGAAGGACGAUGUACUUCUUGAAGGACAGGACUGCUUUGAAGAUGCCGCCCAAACGGAGAAGCGUGCCAGCGAUGCCAAGGAAGCCUUACCAAACACUCAAUCCAAGACGACCUCCCCCAGGGAUAGCCACCAAGAUGGAGGAACGCCCAAAAUGGAUUCUACGCCUGGAGGAGAAGACCCCAAUGAGAGACUCAUCACAAAAGAGUUAGAAAAAAAAUACCUAAGUAAAAUACACACAAAGAUGAUUCUAAAAAGGAAUAUUAAAAAGGGAGAGAAAAGAGAUCCGUUUGAUGAAGCAAUGAAGGAUGGAAGGGAAGGAACAGCUAUUUCAAUUCCUCCCCUUGGAUGUGUACUUCUUCACUCAGAAGUUAUGCAAAGAAGUAACGUUCCUGAUAGUAGCCACUGUUUAGGAGAAGUGAGCCAAGAGGUGUUUUUCCUAGAGGAGCUUAUUCAGAAAGAAAGAUGCCCUGUCGAGGGGGAAAAGGAGAGAGGCAUGAGAGAGUGUGCGAAGUGGGGGGAAUGGAAAGACGAAUUACAUGAGAGAACUAGCAUAGGGAUCGAACCCGAAACGGUACACACAGUGAAUAUCGAAAGGGGUGAUCAAAUGAGAUGGACAGAGGAGAGAACAAAGGAAUCACUCGAUGUAGACGAUGUAGAUAAGUUUCACCAGACGCAUUAUUCGGACAAAUUGGAGUUCCCCUUAGGAGGGUUAAGCAGUGGUAGCAGUGACAGUAGCGACCGCGUUGAUCGUGUUGAUCGUGUUGAACGUGUUGAAAGUGAUGAGCGUGUUCGAAGGGAGAGGAGGCGGUGGGACCCAGACCUGCAGAAAACCACAGGGGAAGUGCCAAAGGAUUACGUUGAGGGUGGAAGGAGCCUACGCAAGGGAAACGAGCACGAUUGCGGAAAAUUUUCCUUCUCACUUAAUUUGGAGAAGUACGUGGUAGAUCACAGGAUAAAUCGGAUCAGCUUGAAAAGGAGCCUCUUUGGUGGUAACCAGGAAGGGGAAGAUAUAUGGGGGUGUCAUCCCGAUGGAACUGAAUACGACAGUCCACCAGGAAGUGCUCCCAUGGCAGAGGCCCUUGAGGAGAUUCCCCCCACACGAACGAUUGAGCAGGAUGAAGGUAGUAACUUCCCCCCUCAGAGGAGAAGACAAAUUACAUGGAGCACAGAAGAAACCGACACCAGAAAUGUGAAGUCGCUUUUUCUUACAUGCAACGAAAGAGAGGUGAUGAAUGUCAAGGAAAGAAAAAAUGUUAUUAAUCAAGUGAAGCAAAACGUACCCCACUUAAAUAGGAAAAAAGGUGCAUAUCCAGAUGAGGAAGAAGGAAAAGGUUUUUGGAGUUCCCCAUUUGAUAAGGUUACCAGAGACCAGGAGUGCUCAUCUUUACGUGCCAGUGAAGGAAGGAUCGAACUUGGAUCAAUUGUAGAAGAUUUUUUCCUAAGCAAAAUUAAAGGGAAAAAAAAAAAAAAAAAAAAAAAAAAAAACUACCUCUUCAGAGCGCUCUCCGUGAAUGACAUUUAUGGGAGCCUCUUUCCGAAGAGCAGAGGAUGUGUUAGCUUUGGUGAAAAGGAAGAUGAUUGUAAAAAAAAACUUAACCUUGGUGGUUGUAGUCCCUACCCUCACUCGGUUGGAAACAGUGUCAAGUGCAUUCCACACCUGUUGAGCAGGACGAAAAGUUUGGUUUUUCCACGAGGAAGAAAUAACGACGGUGGUGGGGGAAUAUUCACUCAGGGAGUUGCCACUCCCAAUGGAGACAGAAGCGUGAUCACCAGAAUGGUACACCACGCGGGGACAUCAGAUGAAGGAAGCUUAUUAAAAAAAAAAAAAACUCCAAAUAAUUUCUCUCGACAGUCUGUACUACUUCCUAUGAGGAAUGUAGGGGUGCGGCCAAGUAGAGUAAAUAUUUUCAGAAGGUCCAAAAGUUGUUCUAUACUGAAGGGGAAUGCCUUAGAACGAGAUUGUCCGUAUGACGCAGCGAUGGGGGAGUUGGUCAGGAAAGCGGUUUGGACAAGUACCAUGGUGGCUUCCAGAACGCCAGUUGGAGAACCCACCAACAUGGGUACAGCUGUGAAGCGCAGUUCCCUAACCUGCGGAAAGACCUUCGGUGAAAGCCACGCUAUUCAUAAGAAUCUGGAGAAAAGUGUUCAGACCCAGACGAGCGACUUUUUGUGGAGCCCUUGUUUUUUGUUUGAGAGUAGCGUGAAGGAGUGA